AUGGCUCGCCAUAUUCCCAACCUACCCCUGUGCGGCUGCUUCGUCGUCCACGCCGAGCGGCGACAAUGGCUUCCCCUCAUCAACCUCGACGCUCACGCCACCAUUCUCGCCUCCACCUCCCGCACCACUCUCACGCAGACAUUCACCAACGACAGCCCCGCCAAGCUCGACACCGUCCGCUAUGAUUUUCCCCUCUAUGACGGCGUCUCCGUCGUCGCCUUCAAGUGCACCGUCGAUGACCGCGUCAUCAACGGCGUCGUGCGGGAGCGUGAGGCCGCCAAGAAGACGUUUGACCAUGCCGUCGCCAGCGGGGAGACCGCUGCGUUGCUCGAGCAGAACCUGCGGGCUUCCGACGUCUUCACCACCACUCUCGGCAAUGUUCCGGCCGCCGAAAAGGUCAAGGUCGAGAUCACCUAUCUCGGCGAGCUGGAGCACGACGCCGAGGUCGACGGUCUGCGCUUCACCAUCCCCACCAGCAUCGCGCCGAGGUACGACGGUGGCGGCACCGUCCGAGGCCACCACAGCAACGAUGCCGUCGGCGACGGAACCAUCUCCAUCGUUGUCGACGCCGAAAUGGCCGAGGGCUGUUCCAUCUCCAACAUACAAUCCCCGUCACACCCCAUCUCCGUCGACAUCGGCAAGACAUCCGCCUCGGCAUCCUCCAACGAGCCCGCCUCCCUCCGGAGGGCAUCCGCGAGGCUCUCUCUCGGCACCGCAGUCCUGGACAAGGACUUUGUCGUCUACGUCGUCGCUGAUGGCCUCGCCAACCCGACAGUCUUCCUCGAAACCCAUUCAAACCUCCCCAACCAACGCGCCCUCAUGGCCACGCUCGUGCCCAGGUUCAACCUCCCCAACGACAAGCCCGAGAUCGUCUUCAUCUGCGAUCGCAGCGGGAGCAUGGGCGUCGGCGACAAGAUGCCCAAUCUCGUUGCCGCCCUCCAAAUCUUCCUCAAAUCGCUCCCUGUGGCCUCGCGAUUCAACGUCUGCAGCUUCGGCUCUCACUUCAAGUUCCUUUGGGACAGGUCCAAACACUACGACCAGGAAUCCCUCGACCACGCCGUCGCCCACCUCGAGUCGUUUUCCGCCGACUUUGGCGGUACCGAAAUGUACGAGCCCCUCAAGGAGGCCUUUGCUCGACGAUUCACCGAUAUGAACCUCGAGGUCUUCCUCCUCACAGACGGCGAAAUUUGGCAGCAAGAUGAGCUCUUUGAACUCGUCAACGACAACGUCUCCAAAUCCAAAGGCGCUAUUCGAGUCUUCUCCCUCGGCAUCGGGGAGGACGCAAGCUCCGCCCUCAUCCAUGGCGUCGCCCGCGCAGGCAACGGCUUUGCCCAAAUGGUUGCCACCAAUGAAAAGAUGAACAAGAAAGUCAUCCGCAUGCUCAAGGGCGCCCUCACCCCUCAUGUCACCAACUACGCCCUCGAGAUCAAGUAUGAACAGGGCGACGCGCCGGCUGACGAAGACUUUGUCGUUGUCGAAAAGGCCAUGCACACCCUAUCCGUCCAUCUCGACGGCUGCUCGAGCGGCGACGAAGAGACGAAUAAGGGAAAUGGUGCAAAGGAACCAAUAUCGCUCUUCGACCCAACCAUCGAAAACAAGGACCUGGAAAUUUCCGACGCAAGCACGGGCAUUGGUGACAAGUUCAACAAUCUUCCAUUCAUCUCGCCACCCUCCUACCUUCAAACGCCUUUCGAAAUACCUGCGCUCUUCCCGUUCAAUCGCACCACCGUCUACGUCAUGCUCUCCGACGCUACGCCUCACAGGGAGCCCAAGUCCAUCGUCCUCACCGGAACCUCUACGCACGGGCCACUGCGGCUAGAGAUUCCCGUGACGAAGCUUGCGCGCGAGGGGACGACGAUCCACCGUCUCGCCGCUCGCAAGGCGAUCCAGGAGCUUGAGGAGGGGCGCGGCUGGAUCGUCCACGCGACCGACGGCAAAGGCAACCUCUUGAAAACCAAGCAUGAAGGCCAAUUCGAGAGAAUGGUCCAGCGAGAAGCGGUAAGACUGGGCGUCGAGUACCAGGUCAGCGGCAAGUGGUGCUCAUUUGUUGCCGUCCAAGAAAAGAGCAUGCCUGGUGAAAGGGCAGAGGAGAAGAUGGUGCUCGGAGAGUUUGAGGUUCUUGGUCCCGAACAGCCAACGCCCAGAGGCCAUGUACAGCUGAUGUGUAAGGCUGCCGCCCCCAUGGCGCAAUUGGUGGGAAGAGGAGGACCCAUGUUGGCUCAAAGGCAAGCUCCGAUGGCUGCCCAGAUGGCUCUUCCGAUGCAGGAUGCUAUGAUGGCUGCUCCCAUGGGUGGUCCUAUGCCGGCUCCCAUGGGUGGUCCUAUGCCAGCUCCCAUGGCCACUCUGAUAUCACCUCCAGCACCUGCCAAAAGCUUCGGGGGUGCCUCUUGGUCGAUUCCAUCCUUUCGAGCAGCAAAGGCAGCCAUAAGUCGCUUUGGUGCUCCAGGAUCAUCCGAGGGUGCUUUGCGCAAGAGAGCACCGAGCGAAACGGCUUCCUAUUCAGCUGCUUCGCCUGGGGCUGCGGGGGGUGGUGGUCAUGCGUGUGGUGGCCAUGCGGGCGCCAACCCUCUCUCGGAACUGGCCUCCCUCCAGACUUUCAUCGGCAGCUGGGAAUGGAAUGCCGCGCUCGAAAAGGUGCUGAACGUGACGGAGAAGCAGACUUCCGCCAUCGUGUUGCCCUUGACGGGGGGCAACAGGAACGACAUUCUCGCCACCAUAUGCGCUGUGCUCUACCUGAAAAGGAAGCUGGCCAGUGAAAGAGAUGCUUGGGAGUUGAUGGUCGACAAGGCGGAGGGCUGGCUGGAAGAGCAGACGGGGAAGAGUGCGGAUGUGCUGGUGAAGAUUGUACUGGAUGCUGGCAUUCUUUCAUAG
Molecule: messenger RNA, 2871 nt
Organism: Drechmeria coniospora
Lineage: Eukaryota; Fungi; Ascomycota; Sordariomycetes; Hypocreales; Ophiocordycipitaceae
Exons: 1
Coding region: 1-2871 (956 amino acids)
Source: RefSeq, a predicted model, not a curated record